CUGCUUUUUUCACUUGGUGGUGCCUGGCUGUGGAGGUGGUGUCACCAGCAGUCUUCAGGGCCUUUUCAGGUCAGCUUGCUUUAAGUGCGGCGGUACUAACCACUCGAAGAAGAAUCGCUGCGCUCAUUGCAAUGCUGACCUGAAGGCGAAGAAGCUGGAGUUGGCUAAGAAGAAGCAGGAGGUCGCCACCGAGAAAGGGAAAAAGUAUCAGGACUCCUCUAACCUUCAUCACAUUGAGGAGAGCCUGCAAAACAACAUUUGUUCCCUGGCUGGUGCUGGCAGAAUCGGGGCAUAUAUCUGGUUCAAGACAGGGCCAACUGGUCAAUCCACGACAGGAUUUAGGACCAGUUGUGAUGUCUUGGCCAGAGGUUUCAAAACCAAAAUGGGGAGGAAGAUUAUACGAAGCCUUCAUGUCCUAUAUGAUGAUAACAAGGACGAAAAUGCACAAGAAGACCUGACUCCGCCCAUGCCCAUGCCAGCCAUGCCAGCUCAAGAAGCAGCCAACACAUCAAAUGCACAAGAAGACCUGACUCCGCCCAUGCCCAUGCCAGCCAUGCCAGCUCAAGAAGCAGCCAACACAUCAAAUGCACAAGAAGACCUGACUCCGCCCAUGCCCAUGCCAGCCAUGCCAGCUCAAGAAGCAGCCAACACAUCAAAUGCUGAUGACAUGCUAUUACCCGAAGAAAUAGAAGUUUUGCAGCAAUUGUGUUCUUCAGAGGCUGACUGCCAGUUCCUGACACUGCUCGUCCCCAGCAGUCUGCUGCUGCUGCUGGUAAAGGUAGAAAGAGAGGGAGAGGAACGACUGCAAAGGGCAGGCCUAAGAAGAGCAAGAAAACAGGAAACGAUGAGUUCAUGGUUGAGGAGGUCAGGGGAGUCCAGACCAUCGAUGGGGUCAACUUGUUUGAGAUCAAGUGGCUGGGCUUCCCUGAAGAAGAAAACACAUGGGAGCCAGCGAGUCAUUUGCCCGCUGAUGUGGUUACCCGUUUCUUCAUGAAGACGAAGUAACUUGUUCAUGUAAAUAAUCCUAUGGUCCUCCCUGAGUCAGAGUGUAUGACGUUGAUGACCUUUUGGUCAGUGGAACUUGUUAAGACUGUAAGCCUCUAGUCAGUGGUGAUUUGCCUGUGAUUAGCAACGUAUUGGACAUUUCAUUGUUAUCAGAGCUGUCAGAUUAUCAAUAUUGCUUGGU
This is a messenger RNA of Lineus longissimus, 1186 nucleotides long. RefSeq lists its product as uncharacterized. The record is from RefSeq and is a predicted model, not a curated record. NCBI's taxonomy places the organism in Eukaryota, Metazoa, Nemertea, Pilidiophora, Heteronemertea, Lineidae. The coding region runs from base 383 to 994 and encodes 203 amino acids. The transcript has 10 exons.